CAUGAUUGCAUGCACCUUCUCGGUCCUUCAGUUUGCUCUUUGGAUCAUGCGCUCUCUGAUCUCAAGUGAAUUGAAUUGAGGAGACGGAAAACCCGAUAUUUCUUGUGGGAUUUUAUUCGAAAAGCCGUGAGAGGAAAUGUGGCAUUAACAAUGCGAGUUGAUAAUGAAUCUACGCUACCUUAUACCUGUGCUUAUCCUAAUUCAUUUGGCAAAUGUCUGCCUGGCCAAUAUUGGCAAACGUCAGAGGUUGGCUAUCCCUGAAGUGGAGGAUGGCGAGUUGGUGGCGUUAAUCAAAGCCAAUCUAUACGUUAGUGUUCUCUACCAUGAUAACUCGAAGAUUAGCGUGAAAACUUUGAGCGACUUGGAGCUGAUCAAAGGGGACGCCGACGCAUUUGACGUCAUUUUCGUUCGGGUUCAAAGUCACGCCCCAUUGGAACUCCUGGAUGAUUCUCCUCCACCUUCCUCCUCCAUGCCCUCGUCUUCUUCCUCCAUGUUUGCCAAUGAUCAUUUUGAAGCCUUAGACAACAACAACAACAACAAGAGUUCCCCAAAGAUCCCGGAGAAGAUUAUUCCCGCGGUGACUGUGGUACUUUACAAAAAAGGAAUUGGAACGAGAUAUCCUGGACGAGCUGAUAGGCAAUCGGCCUUGUUCCGGUGGAUGAUCACUCAGAUAUUCUGCCACAAAGAUCGAGCAUUGGACAUAUCUAUGGAACAAUUCGACAUUUUGCUCCGAUCUUUUAGAAACUUUGUUUUUAUAGCUCAUUCACAAGGUGUCAAAAAAUCCCGUCGUUUGAUUCAACAAAUCUCCAAGCCCAAUAACGUGUGUUCCUUGGUGGAUAACACUCUCAUCGUCAACAGUCGAGACACUGCUCUCUUUGACAAGUUGGGUGUGGAUAUCGACAAGGUUCCCAUCAUCUUGAACAUCAUUCAUGGGAUCUCCAUUGAGUUCACAGAGGAUCCCAAGAAUACGACGGGGGUAUUGGAGUGGAUCAGAGCAGCCGCUCAUGGCAAGGUGAAACAAGUGACCGAGUCCAAUAUUCGAAAGGUUCUCAAACGCGAGGACCUCUUGCUCAUACUGUUCCACGACGACAAGCAACGCCCAUUGGCAGCUCAAUUGAAGGUGGCCUUGAUUGAUCUUGAAACCCUAUUUGGUUUGGCCGUGGUUACGGUGAGCGACGUGAAGGUGGCUUACUCCAUGGGCGUGGGCACCUUUCCCGCCGUGAUUCUCUUUGACAAUGGUCAGGCUCAUCAAUUCGAAGGUGAAUUCGUUCACGAGGACGUGGCAAUUGAGAUCAAGAACUGGGUGGCUCUUCACAUUGAGAAUCGAGAGGAGACCGUCAUUCGAACCAUCGAGCCGGAGUAUCUCAAGAGUCAUCCCAACGAAUUUAAGAACGUUUUGCUCAAGGAACACAAAGAUUCCAUCCGAAAGCUGUCUACAGAAUACGCCUCAUUGCUCAAACAGAAUGAAAAACUAAAGGAGAUCAUUCACGGAGCCAUGGAUAUUUUGAAAACCGACUUGUUGGAACAGGUUCCAAGUGAAGAGCCGGAAAAUGAACCGUCUAAAUCGGAAAGUCGAGGAGCUAGUUUGUCGGCAGAAUGCGGGGAAUGCUUAGCUUCCGUGGGACAAGCAGUGUGGAACUGUGGUACCCUAGAAAUCGAAUGCAUUAAGAAUACCAUCGAGCUUGGGUCCGAGUGCUUUGGUUGUAUUUGUGAGAUCUUCGACUAUUGGUGGCCAGAUGAUGCUCCGAACUGCUUCAAAAAGGAGAUCCAAAAAAUUGUACGUCCCAAUGGAACCGACAUCACAGGAAAUGGAACCAUGAAACGCGUAGUCAGCAACAAUGCCAUGAAUCAGAGGCUCAAAGGCGUGGUUAAGAUUGAGGCUCAUGAAAUUUCGCAAGACGAGACCCGAGAUGAAGCCAGCGAGGACGACGAGAGUCAGCAGAGCUUGUCUGACUCGGAAGCUCAAGAUCAAGAUCCACCCGAUGCCUCGAAAAUUGAGUUAUAGUUCCAUGUGGUUACAACUGAUAUGCAAUGAUGCCAUAGGCACAUACACAUAUGUAUUAAUUCACGCUAUCAAUUACAAUAUUAAUGAUAAUAAUAAUAAUGACAAAAGUAAU
Messenger RNA from Tigriopus californicus, 2117 nucleotides. RefSeq lists its product as uncharacterized. NCBI's taxonomy places the organism in Eukaryota, Metazoa, Arthropoda, Copepoda, Harpacticoida, Harpacticidae. The transcript has 6 exons. The coding region runs from base 164 to 2005 and encodes 613 amino acids. The record is from RefSeq and is a predicted model, not a curated record.